Lottia gigantea (owl limpet) is the source of this 1272-nucleotide messenger RNA. RefSeq lists its product as hypothetical. Bases 1 to 1272 code for a protein of 423 amino acids. The transcript is spliced from 2 exons. NCBI's taxonomy places the organism in Eukaryota, Metazoa, Mollusca, Gastropoda, Lottiidae. The record is from RefSeq and is a predicted model, not a curated record.
AUGCACGUGCACGAUUUCGAAGUAGGACAGAACAGGCAUUCACAUAAAUGUGAUACUUGUAACAAAUCAUUUAAAAUUCUCAGUAGGCUGAAGAGACGUGUUAUCACCCAUACAGGAGAAAAACCAUAUAAAUGUGAUGUCUGCGCUCAAGGAUUUUCAUUGCAGAGUUAUCUUGGUCGACAUAAACUGAUUCAUCAGGAUAGGAACAUUUUCAGUUGCAAAACCUGUGGACAACAAUUAGCUUCAAAACAAUCUUAUCUAUUACAUUUAAAGAUUCACACUGGAGUUAAAGAUUAUGCUUGUGGUUUCUGUGGUAAGUUUUUUCAUCACACCAGUAAUGUGACCAAACAUUGCGCAAUUCAUCAGAGAGAUACCAUCUACUUUAAAUGUGAAGUUUGUGAAAAGAAGUUAAGUUGUAAAGUUAGUCUCAAUCACCAUUUAAAGAUCCAUGCUCCAACAUCAGUACAUAAGUGUGAUAUUUGUGGUAAAUCUUUUACCACUGUAUUUCAAGUCCGCAAUCACCAAAUCAUACACAGUGGAGCCAAACCCUACAGCUGUCAUAUCUGUAGUAAAUCAUUUAACAGCAAACAAAAUUGUGUAAGACACAUGAAAGUUCAUACAGGUGUCAAACCUUAUAAAUGUGAUGUUUGUAGUAAGCAUUUUAAUGAUUUGGGUGCACUGAAAGUACACAAUAAAAUACAUACAGGAGAGAAACCAUAUGAAUGUGUGAUUUGUAGCAAAGCAUUCAGAGCCAAGUGUGAUUUAACAAGACAUGUAAGAAUUCACACAGGAAAAAAACCCUACACAUGUUAUGUAUGUGACAGGUCGUUUUGUCAAAUAUACCAAUUAAAAACACAUCAGAAGACACAUGAAAGUAAUAGAAAGAAAUUUGAAUGCCAAAUCUGUUCUAAAUUAUUGGGUUACAAAGGUGCAUUAGAGCGACACUACAGGAUAUACAGCGGUGAGAAGCCCUAUUCUUGUAAUAAGUGUUCAAAAUCUUUUCGAUCCCAGUCAGAGUUACGGCUUCAUAUCUGCACACAUACAGGAGAGAAACCCUUCAAAUGUGAUGUCUGUAGUCAUACAUAUAGUAAUAGUUCUAACUUACACAGACACAAGAAAAUACACACAGAAGAUGAAGAAAAUGUACAUGAAUGUAAACUUUGUUUAAGAACAUUUGUUUAUAGAAAUAAUCUUGUCAGACAUAAAUGUAAAAGAUCAAAUAAAAGAAUGAAAAAGUCAGAUAGAAGUGAAAUGAAGAGUUUACAGAUUUAA